Molecule: messenger RNA, 3212 nt
Organism: Drosophila willistoni
Lineage: Eukaryota; Metazoa; Arthropoda; Insecta; Diptera; Drosophilidae
Gene: Hil
Product: hillarin
Exons: 9
Coding region: 409-2877 (822 amino acids)
Source: RefSeq, a predicted model, not a curated record
GAUCGCCGUGAACAGAGUAACGUAUUUUGCGGGUUGUUUUCGAAAAGCGGUCAGUUCACUUUAAUUUUUAUAUCAGUGUGAGUGCACUCUGCAUGUAUACUGUGUAUGUGUGAGUGAGCGCGCAUAUGUAUGGAUGUGUCUCUGUGUGUGUUUGACGAAAAUGUGGUCACCAUAAACAAAAAGACACAGACGACGACGACGACGAAGAAGAAGAAGAAGCUGCCGAUCAGAAUACAAGAAAAAUUUGUACAAGCAGCAAGUGAAAUUCCUGGGCAAAAUAAAAGGAAAAGUAAAGUGAAAAAGAAAACCAGUCAAUAGCAACAACAUAAAUCUAGAGACUAGACCGCAACCAGCCCCCCAUUAUCAUCAUCAUCUGCAUCAGCAUCUGCAUUCAGCAUCAUCAUCAGCAUGUAUCGGCCAAAUUUCUACGAGUCAACUUGUUUGCGAUGCAGCGAGACUGUCUAUCAGGUGGAUCGCGUGGGGCCACUCAAGGAUUUCACAUUCUUUCAUUCCGGUUGCUUUAAAUGCGUACAUUGCGGCACUAAGCUAACGCUAAAGACAUAUUUCAAUAAUCAGCAUAAGCAGGAUGAUAAAGAGGUCUAUUGCAGUUCCCAUGUACCAAAGAGCGGACCUGGUCAUCUCGAUCAGACUUCAGUGGGCAUACGUCAGGCCUUGAAUGCGCCACGAACCAAUAAAUUUGUGAAUGAACAAAUACGUGGAAUACGCAGCGAGAUCGAUGGUGCUCCAUUGGGCGGAUCUCGCCAGUCCACACCAAAUGGCUAUGGAAAUGGACGUGAGGUUAGCUCACCAUCACAAAAUGAAUCCGAUUACAAAUACGGAAGAUUCGAUGCCAGUGCCUUGCAUAUAGCACACGCAUUGAAACAAACGGAAAUACAAAAGGCCUACAAUAAGGCACGCGAGAAGCCAAUUGAUUUCUAUUUGGCUCGCGAAGAGCAGGCCCACUUGGAGAUGAAACAUCGUAAAGAGGAGGAUGAUUUAUAUCGUAAAUUUGCACGGAAACGUGAGGAAGAGGAUCGUAAGAUACAGAAUGAAUUCCAAGAUGAAUGGGAACGAGAGCUUCAGCGUUUGACACAUAAAUUUGAAAAGGAAUUGGCCACCUCCAGACGAAGUCGAGAUGAGGCCAAUAUCCUGACACUGCGACACGAACAACAAAAGGAGGAUCUGGAGAAGAAUAUGACCCUGCGGAGAAGUAAGAAAAAGGAGAGUAUCACACGCAAAAUGCUCGAACAUGAAAGAUAUGAGACAGCUGCCCUGGUCGAUCGACAAUCGAGUGAAAUGUUGGAAUUGAUUAGUGCCCGACGAUCCGAAUAUAUGCAAAGUGAAAGCAUAUUCCUUGACGAUGAAUUCAGUGAAGGAGCCGUGCCCAUAGAAUAUCCAUUGAAUGCUCCUGUCCCAGCUCCACCAGCUGUAUCAAAAUUCCAGAUCUAUACCGAUCCCAUAGAAUUCGAGGAUGUUGAUCGUAUUGCCAUUUCGGUGGCCCAGGAAGAUCAGAAAACAUUUACAGAUCUGGUGCGUCAAUUGGUGGGACGUUGCACCACAGACAUCGAGAAGGCACGCACCAUAUUCCGCUGGAUAACGGUCAAAAAUCUAAAUGCCAUGCACUUUGAUGAUGAUCUGCGAGGCGACACACCCAUGGGACUGCUGCGUGGCAUUAAAUAUGGCACCGAGAGCUAUCAUGUGCUCUUCAAGCGACUCUGCAGUUACGCCGGUCUCCAUUGUGUGGUCAUAAAGGGUUACUCGAAGAGUGCUGGCUAUCAGCCGGGUGUCAAAUUCCAGGAUUCACGUUUUCGAAACUCAUGGAAUGCUGUCUAUGUGGCCGGCGCCUGGCGUUUUGUACAAUGCAAUUGGGGUGCCCGUCACCUGGUCAAUGCCAAAGAGGCACCCAAACAGGGCCGUGGCAAAAAUGAUAGUCUACGCUAUGAAUAUGAUGAUCAUUAUUUCCUUACCGAUCCCAGGGAAUUUAUCUAUGAGUUCUAUCCCCUGCAGGAGGAAUGGCAAUUACUGAAACGUCCGAUUACCUUAAGAGAAUUUGAGAACUUGCCAUUUGUGCGUUCUCUAUUCUUUCGCUAUGGCUUACAUUUUGCCGAUGAGGGUUAUGGCGCUGUCGUCUUCACCGAUGAUACUGGCGCCGCCACAGUGCGCAUUGCCAUGCCCACGGAUAUGCAAAGUUGCCUCAUCUUCCAUUACAAUCUCAAGUUCUAUGACAGCGAUGAGGAACUCUCUUAUGACGGUGUCUCGCUCAAGCGUUUUGUCAUGCAAUCGGUUAUUGGUAAUAUUGUGGCAUUUCGUGUUCAUGCCCCAUGUUCGGGUGCCUUCCUUUUGGACAUUUUUGCUAAUGCGGUAACACCCCAGGAAUAUCUCACCGGGGAGCCCAUGAAAUUUAAGUCCGUGUGCAAGUUCAAGAUUUGCUGUGAGGAGCUACAAACAGUUAUGGUUCCAUUGCCAGACUGUGCCAGCGGUGAAUGGGGACCAACAAAGGCCACGAGACUCUUUGGACUUAUACCCAUUACGCAUCAGGAUCCUUUGAUAUUUGCUGGACGCAGUUUAGAUCUACAAUUCCGUAUGUCUCGUCCACUCACCGACUUUAUGGCCACUCUACAUAAGAAUGGCAUUGAGGAAAAGAAACUGGCCAAAUAUGUGACACACAAUACCCUGGAUGACAUAGUUACUUUUAUUAUCAAUUUCCCCGAGGAGGGUCAGUAUGGCCUCGAUAUUUACACACGCGAAUUGGGGGCCCCACAGCAUCAACAACAUCAUCAUCAUAAUAACAACAAUUCCUCAUCCUCAUCAUCGGGCGAGAAGCAUUUGCUGACGCAUUGUUGUAAAUAUUUAAUUAACUCUUCGAAGCGGAAUUGAGUUUUGCUUUUUGACCACAGAGAGAAAAGAAAUAAACGAGGAAAUGCAAUAUUAAUUAUAGUCUAUAUGCCUAAGCAAGAUAAUAACAAAAUGAAACAAGAAACUAAAUAACAAAUUAUUGAAUUAUAUAUUUCCAAUAAUAUCACAAAAGAAUAAUAACCCUUUUGAACAGGUGCUAAGAACAACAACAAAACACAGCUCCCUUUUAAUUAAUUAAUAACAAUUUUUUUGUAUCGAAAUCGCAACUGAAAACCAUGUAAAUACUCUAGACUCUAAUCAUUAGAUCUUAAUGCAGCCUAAAAAUCUAAAUCAAAAAAACAAACCAACUUAAUUAU